Molecule: messenger RNA, 1279 nt
Organism: Labeo rohita (rohu)
Lineage: Eukaryota; Metazoa; Chordata; Actinopteri; Cypriniformes; Cyprinidae
Gene: ormdl1
Product: ORMDL sphingolipid biosynthesis regulator 1
Exons: 6
Coding region: 248-766 (172 amino acids)
Biological process (GO): intracellular sphingolipid homeostasis; ceramide metabolic process; negative regulation of ceramide biosynthetic process
Cellular component (GO): endoplasmic reticulum membrane
Source: RefSeq, a predicted model, not a curated record
AGUGCGCGCAGCGGAGGCCGGCAGCGCUCCAGCCUGCUUCACCCGAACGCAAAUAAGCAAUAAAAAUAAGACAUGAAAUAAUGAAGACAUUUUCAUUUAUUGUAACAUGUCAACAAGCAAUUGACUUGCUCCCCAGACUGUUUACCGUGGCAGAUAAACCAAGCAGGCCAUAAAGUGUCACUUCCACCCUUUUGCUCUCCCAAAGAAGAACGGAGCUCUUGCACAUAAUUUGAAUAAGUUGAUCAGCAUGAACAGUAAUGCAUUAGGGCAAAGUACUGUAAAGAAUCAGCCCAUUAAAAGCAAGAUGAACGUCGGUGUGGCCCACAGUGAAGUGAACCCAAACACCCGUGUGAUGAACAGUCGGGGGAUAUGGCUGACAUAUGCGCUUGGCGUAGGAAUGCUUCACAUUGUACUGUUGAGCAUUCCUUUCUUCAGUGUUCCUGUUGUGUGGACCCUCACAAAUGUUAUUCACAAUUUUGGUAUGUAUGUGUUUAUGCAUGCAGUGAAAGGCACACCAUUUGAAACACCAGACCAGGGCAAGGCUAGACUUCUCACACACUGGGAACAGCUGGACUACGGCGUGCAGUUCACAUCAUCUAGAAAAUUCUUUACAAUCUCACCAAUCAUUUUAUAUUUUCUCGCCAGCUUUUACACGAAAUACGACACAGCGCAUUUUGUGAUAAACACAGCUUCGCUUUUGAGUGUUCUCAUCCCAAAACUGCCACAACUCCACGGAGUGCGGAUCUUUGGAAUAAACAAGUAUUAAGCCCAGUGUUCAGAGGGCACAGACCAACUCAGAGCUGUUGCCUGAUACGAGAGAGGAGAUAACCCUUUGUACUUUGUACCGCAGUUGUGUACACUUAGCAGUUUUGUACAGUCUGUGUAAUUGUGAGUCUCUUUGUUUGAUAUAUCUUGAGAAAUUGUUGUAGGGACAUGUUAGGAGGACAAUUCCACAAGCAUUAAUAACUUAAGAUAUUUAAUGUGUUUUUUUGUUAGUUGUUUUGUGAUCCUCGUGGAUCUGGGCUGGCCCAGGUUUCAUGGUUAAAGUGUUUGUUUUUUUUUUGGUUUGUUAAUUAGUUUUUGUUUGUUCAAAUGUGCUCACAACACUGAUACACUAAGAUAGAUUUAUGCUUUUAGCAUCACUUCACAUUUCUGAAUACGUUCUUAGAUAAUGACAAAAUGUGUUUUUAAACUCAUUUAAAAGCCAUGAAACCUUUCUGCUGUUUCUUUAAUGUUAUCAUUGCUUCAGCGACAUCAAAUAAAAACUCAGUUUGCAUGA